AUGGGGCUAAGCGAAGACAUCGGUUACGUGUUAUACUCUGCAUUGGGCUCUUUCUACUUACCCAGUUGCAUAAUGGUUUUUGUCUACAUACGAAUUUAUUUUGCCGCCAAGGCGAGAGCGAGACGCGGCAUUAAAAAGCAUCCGCGUAAAACAAACAACGAACAGGUCACUAGCUUCACCACUAUCGGCAAGAAAGGCACCAUUCCGAUGCCUUCGUCCAGCGCGAUAAGCGCGCUGCAAAUGAAUCAGCAGCGUCAGAUAGCCACCAUCGAAACACCACCGAACAGCGCCUCGCUGCCAAUGCAGAUACCAACUGUUACGUGCGAUCUCGCAUCGGACAUCUCCACAUCGGAGGCAGCCGACAUGGAACCGCAUCCACUCGUCUACCCCAAUGGCAACUCAAGUGUACCGUCCCCGCUCAGCAUGCUCACGCCCGGUUCUCCUAACUGCACACUAUCCGCAGCAGACAAGGAAACACUCAAAGUAAGUACGAUAGCGACGAGUCGAGGUGCUCUAAAUGUGCCCGUGCCGCCGUCUAUGGCCGCUGCAGUGACAGGCAAUUCAGGAACUUCCAACAAUAAUAAUAACGAUAGCGGGACGCCGUUGGCCACAGAUGGCAUGACAAGUGGGACGGCUACAGCAGCGCAACACGGCGCCGCAGCGUCUAAUACCAGCGCUACUGGAGCGACGUUGACCACACCGAAUGCUAGCGGUGGUGCAGCGGGAUUGGGUGCAUCGCCGAACGAAUUGCGCGUAUCGCCCAUCGUAGGACGGUGUCGUGCACUCUCCGUAGGCAUUGACACCGACAUGGUUAGCGAAUUUGAUCCAUCCAGCUCCGAUUCAGGUGUGGUGAGUCGUUGUGCAGUGGUUAAGCCGCUGAAAUUCAGACUGUGUCAACCGAUUUUCGGCCGAAAAACGGCGAACCAAGCACGACGAAACGAGGCAAAAGCAACGGCCACAGUAGUGGCGACAUCGAAAACACUAAAACCCUCCGAAGUGGUGAAAGCCGAACUGGAACCAGCAAUACCGAAGGUGCAAAAGCCGCGUGAUCCCGAAAAGGAGAAACGACGCAUCGCACGGAAGAAAGAAAAACGAGCCACGCUCAUAUUGGGAUUAAUUAUGGGCAGUUUUAUUGCCUGCUGGCUGCCAUUCUUCUUUCUCUACAUACUGGUGCCAGCCUGUGGCAGCUUCUGCAAUAUACCAGACUCCGCUUUUGCCAUCGCAUUCUGGCUGGGCUACAUGAAUUCCGCCUUGAAUCCGGCCAUUUACACCAUCUUCAAUAAGGACUUUAGACGCGCCUUUCGACGCAUACUAUUCAAGUGAUGUUUGGCCUAUGUGUGCUGUUAUCGGUGCGUUCAUGCGAGCAUUGAGAAGGCCACCGAACGUGCCAUGGGCAGCACACCCAUUAGUUAUGGCAUGUACCAUUACAGGCGAUAGGUUUGGUUAUUUGCUUUUGUGCGCUAAAAAAACAACAAAAACCACAAGCUUGACUAAAAACAAUCCCCUCUUACAAUUUACGCAUGCCAAGUGUGUGUGUGUAACCAUGAAUGUGUAUACGAAGGUAGGCUGGUAGAUUGGUAAAAAAAACAUAAUUCGCACUCAGUGCGAGCUCAUAACCGCUGCAAUUAUGCUUUACUAUGCCGCGUCUAGUCUGAGAAUUAUCAAGUCUGGUUGUUAUUUCAAAUGCCUUUUGAAGACUUCGUUUAGCACUCUGACAAUAUUAGUUGUUGCUGUCGCUUUGCUUUUUCAGUUUGGGCGUAAGCGCGUAAAAAAUUAUUAUGAUGUGUAGUUAUAAGGAAAAUUGUUGAGAAUAUAAAAUUAGUGCUCAUUUUAAAGCAAUGAAUGGCUGUGAAUCCAAUGAGUAAUUCAUAUUGCUUUAUGAUUGAAUAUUGUAAUGAAAUUUAGUUGUUAACCUUUAGUUGAAAUGUUGCAACUUUGUAAUAAAUUUUAAACAACGAUUUUUUCUCGAGGCAUUUGGAACGGCAAUUUUGUAACUAAAAUAAAGGGCAAGGCCAUAUUUUGAACUAAAUGAAUUUCUAGAAAUGGAGAAUCAAUACCCACGAUCGACAGCUUCAAACCGUAUUAUUCG
Anastrepha ludens (Mexican fruit fly) is the source of this 2089-nucleotide messenger RNA. RefSeq names its product putative tyramine receptor 2 (gene Octalpha2R). Gene Ontology annotation, molecular function: G protein-coupled amine receptor activity. The transcript is spliced from 3 exons. Bases 1 to 1323 code for a protein of 440 amino acids. Gene Ontology annotation, biological process: adenylate cyclase-activating adrenergic receptor signaling pathway. NCBI's taxonomy places the organism in Eukaryota, Metazoa, Arthropoda, Insecta, Diptera, Tephritidae. The record is from RefSeq and is a predicted model, not a curated record. Gene Ontology annotation, cellular component: membrane.